ACAUAUCCGUUUAGAAACGGCAACUUUGUACAGUCAGCCUGAGCCGCCGAGCGAUCCGCCGCGGAGACGAAUGCACCCUUCUCUUCCAGGAUGUUUCCCCGGGACACUUUGUCUGGUUAUCGUUCGGCGGAACUAAACUACUAGACUAGACUUUGGAAAUAGUUCAUAUUCGUAGAACUUUGGCGGCUUCAUAGCUGGUGAAGAAUAGCAAGUUGAGCGAACCGUGGCGAAGAUUAGCUAACUAAGCUAACAACCAUAUUCAGUGAGAUGCGGAGAGUGCGCGUAUCUGCAGUCCAUUUGAAUCCAGAGACUACCUUUUGGCUCUUAACAAUGCUCUAGGUCUAUACGAGCAGCUCGCAUAGUUUGUGACAUCUACAUUCGCUUGUUAAAGCUGCUUUAGAGUACUGCACCAUGGAUCACAAUAAGCAUUAUUUGUUUUGGGCGUUGAGAUCUGUGUUGCUUUCUGUGGGCGAACGGUUUCAUUGAUCUUUGAUUCCAAUACAGACUAUGAGGUUGCCAGGACAUUUGUCUUAGGAAGUGUCUUAAUCUGCGAUCAACGUUCUCACCGGCAAAGAAUGUCCGACCCAGAAAGUUCCCGUUCAUAUUUCGCUUUCGAGGAUCCGCAGUGGCUAUGCAUGGUCACACUUUUCUUCGCAUCGCUCGUCACUCUAAUAGUGUAUUUCGUGCAGUACUUCCAACAACGAGGUGUCGGAAAGAAGCGCACCGCUGCCGAGGACGAUGCGGCGAAGGAAGAAGCGGCGGCUCUGCUGGGAUGGGCGCUGUCACUGAAGAGCUGGAGGAGUCAGUGGACAGGAGCUUGGUGCAGGGCUUUGAAUGAGCGAUCCAAGAGGAGUGGGAGUCCGGUUCUGUUGACAUUUGAAGAGAAUGAUCUUGAGGCGACGGACCUCCGGGUCAGCCACGUCUCCAGCUUUCAGAAGUCUGCCAAAAGCAAGGCCACCCGCUGCAGUGUGGUCGGCGAGCAGCUUCGGUUCUCUCUCGGCGCAUCAUCGGCAGCCACGGCUGCUGCAGAUCCUUGUAAAUACACCGUGUGUAUAGCUCCACUGGAGUUGCAGCUUAACCUGCAGAUGCAAGACGCUGCAGAUGUGAUCAAUGUGAGCUGGGGAUUGUCUCCGUUGGAGACGGGGCAGCUGCAGGUGACCCCCACCUUCAACCAGGACCAUGUUAACACCUCCAGUGUGGCAUCCAUUACGGAGCAUCUGAGGCAGCUGUUGUGUGUGACGCGUCCCUCUGUGCUGCUGAGCUGCAGGCCCGCUCAGGCCUCAGAGAUCAAGGAGGCGUGCAACAACGUGCUUUCACCCCCAAAACCCCCCCGUGCCCACGACUGGAAGCUGUUGGUGAAGAACAUCCGGGUGACCCUGAAUCAGGAGGACGGUGCUGCAGGCGGCAUGAGUCCUUUGUGUGUAAUGCAGCUAGAUGAUCCUCCACAGAGGCUUAAUACCUCCGUUUUGAAGAACACAACCAGUCCUGCCUGGGACCAGCCGUUUAUCUUUGAACUGAAUGGUCGAUCAAAAGAGCUCAAUAUUGAGUUAAUGAAUGAUGGAGAACCUCAAGAAAAUGCGUUACUUGGUCGGGUGUCGGUGCCUUUUGAUCUAGUAAAGAAGCAGCCCAAUGGGCAGCAGACAUUUGCACUCAUGACCAAAGACGUAGUGACUGGAUCACUAACUACUGAUUUUACCUAUCUGGAGCCCAGUGAGGUGAGGUCCUGGCACCCUCCCACCCCAGCCUCCAAUAAGCGGGUGGAGAUGGACCGUACAGUCAUGCCCUGUGGCACGGUGGUCACCACCAUCACCGCAGUGAAGAGCAAGCCGGGCCGCCCCCCCGCCCUUGGAUUCAACAUAGACCCGACCCACAGAGCGGUGGCCCCCAGGUCUAAGCUGUCGGAGCGGCGUGUGUCCGAGCAGGCGUCCAUGAUGGCGGCCACAGUCAGCAAGGCCCUGUCCUCGUCUGAUACCGAGCUGCUGAUGCUCAAUGGCACCGACCCGGUGGCUGAAGCCGCCAUCAGACAGCUCCACCAAUCCGCCAAGCAGAAGCUCAAGUCUCCGGUGAAGAAGAGUACAAUAAUCAUCUCGGGCAUCGCCAAAACGCCCCUGUCUCAGGAUGACGAGCUCGCUCUGAUGGCGGGCUACGCCGCAGCGAUGGACGCCUCUAUGUCGGAGAGCAGCUCCACUCAGGAUGUGACCGCAGCGAUUGCGACUGGGUCCAGUAGCCCUCCAGACAUGUCUGAGCACCAGGAGGGGCCCAGUGGAAUAGGCCGGCCUCCGGAGGACUGGGAGAGCCAGGCCGGAGUGGGGCUGGACAAUUCCUCGCUGUCCAUGUGCAUCUCUGAGGCGAGCUGCAAGAAGAGAAGAGAGGAAAGCGGUGCUAAGCACACGUUAAAUCCAGAUCCAGAGCAGCUUCCUCCAGAAGAGCGCCAAGCUCUUCUUCCGAAGGCGCCACCAGCGCAAGGACCCGGGGAUGAGCCAAUCCCACAACGACCUGGUGUACCUGGAUUCUCCGGCCGUGAUGGAUCAGGCCAGCCGAACACCCACGCUCAGCCGCAUGCUCAGCCGCAGGAGCAAGAACAAGAGCAAGGCCAACGGCUCUACCCCGGUGGAGGACCCUUGUGCGUGACCCCCACUCUCCCUCCCGCAAACGACUACCAUUCACCAUCUCCACCUCAAUCCUGCACUGGCACACUUCCUGGCUGACUAACUCGCAGCCUGCAGCCUGCCCCCGCCUUGUGAACGGGGGAAAGCUGUGCAGGUGCAACAAAAACAAUACUUUUUAACUGCCGUUUCGUGCUUCUCUCAAGAGGCAGAAAUUCCACCAAAAGCAAGCACGUGCAUGUGUAAAUGAAGGUCUCCUGUCUUGGAUUAAUGGCAUUUAAGGGGAUAUUGUUUUGCAUGUUUGUUUUUUUAUCUAAUUUUAUGCAACAUGUUUGAAAUGAUUUGAGCGCUUUUGUGGCCUUUCUUCCGACAGAAGGGACCAAUGUCGGCUGUCCCUCUUUACCUCCCUCACACUUGACGGCGAAGAUAAAGCUCUCUCUCCUGUAAUCCAUACAUUUCCUACGGUGGAUCAACAGGACCAAAGAGUGGUGUUUGUAUGAUUUGCACAAAAUUCUAGUACCUUUUUAUUUAAAGUGCAAUGACAGGAGCUGCUCUUGUGUCACAUUUGGAAAGGGAGGUGUUUUUUCCACAGGUUUUUGACACUAAUGCAAUGAAAUGUGGUAUUGAUAUUGGUUCAUUUAAGGAAUCCUUUUCAUUUAUAUUCCAUGUGAAACAAGAUCAGAUCAACAGCUGGAUGUAAUGUGUACUUUGAAGUUUUUUAAAAGGGUCAACAGCCUGGUUUCUAACAGACAUCAGAACCAGUUUUAGGUGAUAUUAAUACGAAGCAGUGACACUGUGGUUUACAUGGAACUUUAGCUACAUGAGAGCAUCUUCAAAUGAUAUGCAACUUCCUUCUUUGUCUUCCUCAAAGACUUCCCUGUACACUACUGUCAUCAGCAGGGUUGUUAAUGUGUCGAAAGGGAACCCGGAGGGACUGUUAUCCAAGGACUGUGACGUUACACUCGGCCAUACUCGUGCUGAUGAAAAUCCAUCCGAAAUUAAGUUAAUCGUUCUUUUAUCGGAUGUUUUAUUGUAGUUUUGAACACAUGAACAGGAGAAUGUGUGGACAAACCUUUAGGUGAAAACAAAAGGUUUGGCUGUUUUCUUUUAUCCAGCUAAUGAUUGUACUUUCCCUUUUUUUGCAAGCAGCUUGUUGAAGACAUUUUCUGUACUUCAUAUUAACUACUGUUUUUUUCAAUAAUCUGCUCAGAGAAUGGAUGCGUCAGUGACUAAACUAACAGGUUGCCCUAGUUAAUCCGAGGAUUACGUCAUAGGGAGGACUUGUCCUUUUGGGUCCUGAAGCGUCAUCCGCCAUCACAGCCGAGGGUUGAAGGACGUCGGCGAACAGUCGGAGAGACAAAGUCUUCGCCAUGUUCCUUAGCCGUCUGCAAUGUCCAUCAUCUAGAAGCCUAUGCACAUAAUGUAUUAACUGAGCAAUUGCAUUUCGACUAUCUGAGAACUUUGAACAAACAACUCAACGCGUUGUUCGCGACACUGGCCUGCAGAUACAGUGUGGGCUGUCGUCUGUAUUUAAAGUACAUGGCAGAGCUGUAAUUCGGCUCUUCCAGCAACAUGGGCUGAAGUCUGUUUGAAAACAUGGGGAAGAACCCGGUAUCGGGAUGAAGAAAAUUCUGUUAACUUUAAGAGAAUCACAUUUAAACUCUGUGGAAGGAUGGGUGGGUGGGGGGUUAACUAUACCCAGCUUCAGAGCUUAUAGCGGCCUGCAAGCAUUGCCUACUGUCAUGCAUUCUGCAGUAAGCAGUGGGGAUGUGUGUGAUUAAUAAACUCUGAUCUUUUUUUUCAUUGGCAUCUGUUUUGGGCACAAACGCUGACUAACGUCUGUUUUUGCAGAAAGUCAGUUAUUUCCCUGCAGGGAUUGUAACAAAUAUACAUAUCGAGUUAUUUCAUUUCCAGCAAUAAAUGAUAAUUUAAUAACUGAGAAUGUGUCCAUCCUGUAGCAGAUUCUUCGCGGCCCUCCUGUAGCUGUAGACGUUGAUGCGCCAUUCCACUCCUGGUACUCCAUAGACAAGUUACAUUUUUGCAGAUUGUUCUCAAUACAAAAUAUGUAUAUAAGUUCUAAAACAUGUUGCAUGUUUCAGUGAAAACAAGUCAUUCAAUCUAGAAUUUAAUUAUUAUAGGUAUAGCUUUGUAAAGGGCGGUGUUGCAGGACCCAGACUCAAGAAGACCGAUCGUGUAGACGGGUCAUUUAGAUGUAGAUUUGUGGAAUGAAAUGUCUUACCCCAAAAAACGAAGCUGAAAGAAAGACCGGCAGGGCAGAGGUGAAGCUGAACUGUGACAAGUUUUACAUUAAAAUAGCCUACAGGUAUACUUGAAUACAAAUUUUUCCAAAAUGUUUUACUCCUAUUUAUAUUCUUAUUUUGUGAUACAGACACGCAUUUGAUGUUUUUUCAUGCAGAACAG
Messenger RNA from Pungitius pungitius (ninespine stickleback), 5027 nucleotides. RefSeq names its product C2 domain-containing protein 2. The record is from RefSeq and is a predicted model, not a curated record. The transcript is spliced from 14 exons. Bases 576 to 2708 code for a protein of 710 amino acids. NCBI's taxonomy places the organism in Eukaryota, Metazoa, Chordata, Actinopteri, Perciformes, Gasterosteidae.